GUGUGUCCCUCUCUUCCUGUCUCUGUCAGUUUGGCUCAGUAGUUUAGCAAGGCUAGUACAGAGACGAGGGCUGUUCCCUUUCGCCUCUGCUCAGCACAAACUCCAUACAUUCCUCACCAUGGCUGCCACGGACGUUGACGUGUUUUUGAAUGAAGAGAAGCGUAACCUGAAUUUGGGAGGCCAUGUGGGAUUUGACAGCCUCCCUGACCAACUGGUCAGUAAAUCCGUGACUCAGGGAUUUUGCUUCAAUAUUCUGUGUGUAGGGGAGACGGGUAUUGGAAAAUCAACGUUAAUGAACACGCUCUUCAAUACCAUGUUCGAAAACGAAGAGGCAAGCCAUUAUCAGAACAGCGUGUAUCUGAGGCCGCGAACAUACGACCUGCAGGAAAGCAACGUUCACCUGAAAUUGACGAUUGUUGAUACUGUUGGCUUCGGAGACCAAAUAAACAAGGAAUUUAGCUACAAGCCAAUUGUGGACUACAUCGACACUCAGUUUGAGAAUUAUCUUCAAGAAGAGCUGAAGAUCAAGAGAUCCCUCUUCAAUUACCACGACACGAGGAUCCACAUCUGUCUUUACUUUAUCUCCCCGACAGGGCACUCUCUGAAGUCCCUAGACCUCGUCACGAUGAAAAAGCUGGACUCUAAGGUGAACAUAAUUCCCAUCAUUGCCAAAGCUGACACGAUCUCCAAGAGUGAGCUCCAUAAAUUCAAAAUAAAGAUCAUGAGUGAGCUGGUGAGCAACGGCGUCCAGAUCUAUCAGUUCCCCACAGAUGAUGAAGCCGUCAGUGAGAUCAACGCCUCCAUGAACGCUCAUCUUCCAUUUGCUGUGGUUGGAAGCGUUGAAGAGGUCAAAGUGGGUAACAAAACCGUGAGGGCCAGACAGUACCCCUGGGGUGUUGUGCAAGUUGAGAACGAGAGUCACUGCGACUUUGUCAAACUGAGAGAAAUGCUAAUCCGGGUCAACAUGGAGGAUCUGAGGGAGCAGACACAUGCCCGCCACUAUGAGCUGUACCGACGCUGUAAACUGGAGGAGAUGGGCUUUAAAGAUACAGAUCCGGAUAGCCAACCAUUCAGUCUGCAAGAAACAUACGAAGCAAAGAGGAAAGAAUUCCUUGGAGACCUGCAGCGUAAAGAGGAAGAGAUGCGGCAAAUGUUUGUGAACAAAGUUAAAGAGACGGAAGCAGAGUUGAAAGAAAAGGAGAGAGAGCUGCACGACAAGUUCGAGCAGCUGAAGCGGAUGCACCAGGAGGAGAAGAGGAAGGUGGAGGAAAAGCGGAGAGACCUGGAGGAGGAGCUGAACGCGUUCAACAGGAAGAAAGUGGCAGCGGAGACCCUCUCCCUAUCUCAGCCCCUCAAGAAAGACAAGGAUAAGAAAAAAUCAGUGAAGACAGAGAACCAGUCGGGUGUGAGCACCUCCAGCUCCAAAGUGAUGAUGGCCAAGGCCAACGUAGAGCCUUUGAACUGCCAAAGCUGGUGGCAAGCCAUACAGUGCUGCACCUGUCUGGUCCACAACGCUGCUUGGAAGCCAGGGGGCGUCUUCUGAUGCUCCGACCUAGCGGGACCGGUGUCUGUUGCCAAGUCCCAGCUGACGCCGGAGCCGAGCCCGAUGGACGGAACAAGGUGAGGGUGGCCCGAGACGAUUAAGGCGUGGAACUACACCGACGAGGAGAAGAGAAGGAAGAGGAGCGAGACCAAAACAUUAGCAUAAUGAUGUCAUGUUUCCUCAUAGUCCACCACUCCAUCAAUUCCUGAACCCUUACCUCUACUACCUUAUUUCAACAUCACAUGUACCAGUGCCAUCUAACCAUGUAUAUCUGACUCAUCAUUUAUCCCGUUGACCAAACCUCAAUUUGUAUCCACGCAGGACACUGUCACAGAUUCUCUACUCUGCUUUAGUUGUCAUUUCCGCAUUAAAAGCAUCCGUGAACAUCCAAACAUAAAGCUCUGUGCAGGAAGACACUACGAGCGACGAGUAGAGAAUCUCACCAUCAGGUUUUAUUAAUGGAGGGUCCAAUGUUUUGCCUGAGUAAUUAAUAACCUGGUUAAUGUUGUAUGGCAUGUGCAGUGCUUUUCUGUGUUCUCUUAAACCUUAAAUCACAACCUGAACAGGGCCUAAUGUUUAAAAGGACACCGUUUAAAUUUCAUUAAAGAGGUUAUUUCUUCGUCACAUAAUGAUUGGAAACCAUCUGAUGAUAUCAAGACACGCAGGCUAGCUAGCUAUAAUGAUUGUUGGCUGGUGAAAACCACUGACUAGAAUUCACAACACUCUUGUAAUUUUUGUUAUGUCUUGUUUUCAUUCAUGUUUUUUGACGGCUAAACUGCUUUACUUUGUCACUGUAGCAAAAGAAAGCCAUGGGGAUAAAACAAACAAAAAAAAAAAAAGGUAGAUUCAGCAAUAUGGUGAGGAACAGUUCAGCCCAGGCCCCUUCUUCCUUCUGUAUUUUCAUUAUUUAAUUAAAAUCGGGGUAAUGUAGCAAAGAAAGGAUAACGUGUAUCAUGAUUCAACCGUCCUGAUACUGUCACAGAUUGUGAAGAUAUCAGCAUCAUGUGGCUGGUUUUACGUCAGGUUUAAAACAUAUGGAAAGGCAAUGACAAGGCAUCUCUGUAUAUCCUUGUAUUUAUUGAUAUAAAAGUACCAUAGUGGCUAGUCUGUGACAACCUAUUGAUAGAUUUUAUUGAUUGCCGUUUUAUAGACAUGUCGAAUAAUUUAGAAAUGGGAAGGCAGUGGAUUUCCUUCAGGGCAGGGGGAAUGUAUUGUGAGAUACUGAAAGUAUUUAUUUGAAUAGUAUGAAAAGAGAAAGAGUCUUUAUUUUAUUAUAGUUUUUAUUAAUACAUUAUGUCUCUUUAUUUUCAAAGUCUUCGAUUUUUGUAAUGUUAGGACGAUAAUAGAUUUACAACACUUACUUCGCACACAUAAACCUAAUACACUAUCACCGGUCAGAUCCAUGAACCAAACAACAGUUGAGGUACUGCCAUUUUUUUUUUUACUUUGCAGAAGACACUUAAUCAGUCCAAAUGUGCCAAGACAAUUUCUAUGACAGUUUUAUGGUUUGUGGCUUCAGUGAAAAGGUAACAAUCCACCAACUUUAACAUCACAAACAAAGCGCUGAUAUUGAUUUGUUGAGGUUGUCUUUUAGCCUGGGAUGAGAUUCUAGACUCACAGAACGCAUGACAAGACUUCACUGUUAAAUAUAUAUCACUGUUCAAUUUAUGUUCGAGGAGAUGUGCAUCAGGAAUUUGGUAUUCCCUAAAAAAAGGAACAAUUGGUGUCAAUGGAAGUCCUUGUGCGGAUCAGUACAAUGUGCUAACUGUUUGUCGAGAAAAUUAUGGGCUGUAUUCAUAAAGCCUCCCACGGCUCGUCUGUGACCUGUUUCGCCUCUUAUCUCACAGAUGUUGUUUUUUUUUGUUUUCUUCUAAAAGCACUUUCUAUGGCCUAACAGGAAUCACAGGUUAGAACAACUACCAUUCAAACUUCCAAAACACUACUUAACUAAUCACAGGAUUGGGCUCGACAACAUCACUGACUUUCAGUGGAUUGCUGUCAUGACACGAUAGUCGUAGUGUGCUGUUGUAUGGAUAUACAUUUCAGGCAAACUUGAGUUAAACGUUUAAUUAUCUCAAUAGUCGACAGUUCUGGAAUCUAUCAGAAUGUUGAUUAGAUAUUAAAGUGGGACCCAAGUGGUGGACUGAGAUUUUUAAUCAAUAGAAAUUAACAAAAUGUGUCACUGAAGUUAGUUUUACAUGUGUAGAGUUCACCAUCUAAGCAAUAAAUAUAUUUUGUGUAAAUUUGCUGCACAAUGAUUUUGAUAGAAAAUGUAAUUUAACUGAGGUUCUUUGUAAAUCCCACUCAUAUCUGCUGAAACUGGCCUGUGGCAGUAUACUUGUAGUUACUGAAUUUUGUUCUUCACACCCUAGAUGACUUGUUGUUCAAGGCUUUAUGAAUACAGCCCUGGGCCCCAACAGCAUGAGGGACCAAAAUGAUGUUGUGUGUAAAUGUGUUUGUUGACAGUUCACUCAGUGCGUCAGGCUUUCGGCAAUGAUUUAUGAGGGUUUAACAAUUAACCGUUGUGAAUGGGUCCAAGCUAUGAAACUAUGAUGUGCCAUAAACCGAAUAACACGACAAACAACAAACUUGGCUUUGACAAUUAAAAAAAAAAACUGUCUCAACGAUUCACAACAUGGUAUAGAUAUGCCGAUGACGUUCACAUCUCUGGAGAGUUUGAGGUUUAACUGUAGGGCUGCAGGUUAGAGUUAGUCAGAAGUGCCUUGGCCUGAUAUGCAACACGCCCGUUAUUUUCGCUGGCAGCUUGCAAAUGCAGUCUCACAUGGUUUGAGAGAUUGCUAUGCUCAAUUCAGAUUUCAUGCUGAAAUAUGUUUUUUUUUUUUGCUUUUAGUCCAAAUAUGCACAAUUCUGGUAAUAGGCCUAAAAUGUGGUUUACAUGCCAGUUUUGUCACUUUUGCCCCUGAGGCUGUAGAUAGCUGACAAUAAGAACCUUCAGAGAGGAGAUAGACCUUUAUUUAUCAUUUAAACAAUCAUGUGGUUUUCUGGCAGUUUUUGUGGUAAAUUAAAAGCAGGGGUUUUUUUUUUUUUUUUUAAAUCUGUUCCAUGAAAUUUGUAAGCCACAUCGAUUGAAUUGUCUUUAAAUGCUAAGCAGGAUGUUUAAGGCAUUUAUUCAGAGCUGAGAUCAGGCAGCAUUAUAGUUUUUUUUAAUUUUUAUAUGUUAACUUGGUUAUGAUUCAUUGGAAAACCAAAUGUACCCAACAUAGCUCGCAGAGUCGUUAAUUGUAUUAUUUGUUUUAGAGAGAGUCACAUAUUUUAUUUCCCUGCUUUGCUACAGGGAUUGUUUAAAAACAAAUUGAAGGUCACACUCUGACCAAGACUGAAUGGAGCGAAUUAAUAAAAUGGGCACAAUGAGUCAAAUUUAAUAAAUGCACAAUCUCUAUCAGGACCAAGUCUUUCCUUUGGGUGCAAGUGUUUGAGAUGGUUUGUGAACACUAACUUAAGGCAAAUUUGAUGCAAAAGCAUGAUGGUUUUUAUGUGUGCUUUUGUACUGAUGUGUCUUUAGGCAAGACCCGGACCUGAAUUCACAAAGCAUUUCAAAGCCCAGCCGGCUUUCUUUGAGACGCUCUGCUGACCAGUUCAGGUCCAGUUAAGAAAAAUAAAAUUAAAAAAAAUGUCAUGUUUGCUCUGUGCUAAAUUCUGACUUACUAUGUGAAUGAAGUCGACUGGUGUUGCUGUGUACAAGUCCCAGUGCAGCUUGUCUAGAAUGAUCCUCUCCAUGCGAAGAAUCUCCGCUGUUGAAAAGUUGCAUCCGCUCUGCACAACCAGGUCUGUAACAGAGCCUAUUACCUGUUAAACAGAAACGAACAAAGAGAAGCAAAAUAAACGUAUUGUUUUCAAAUAACA
Labrus bergylta (ballan wrasse) is the source of this 5407-nucleotide messenger RNA. RefSeq names its product septin 8a (gene septin8a). The record is from RefSeq and is a predicted model, not a curated record. NCBI's taxonomy places the organism in Eukaryota, Metazoa, Chordata, Actinopteri, Labriformes, Labridae. Gene Ontology annotation, biological process: cytoskeleton-dependent cytokinesis; intracellular protein localization. Gene Ontology annotation, cellular component: septin complex; microtubule cytoskeleton; cell division site. Gene Ontology annotation, molecular function: molecular adaptor activity; GTP binding; GTPase activity.